AUGAAACCGAAGAAGAUCAAAAAGGUUGUCGCAGCGGUCGAUGAUAUGGAGCCGAUCGUGGAAGAUGCCAUGUCUACGCUACCACAGAGCUUGCAGAGUACCAUUGUUCAGGUCAAUGUGCCCGGCAAUACAUAUCAAGUGCACCAAGACGUCUUGAUCCGCCGAUCGGGCUACUUCAAGGGGAGAUUGAACCCGGGUUUCCUCAAACCAGGUACACCGGUUGAGCUGUACUGGAGGCCCGAGUUCCCUUUCAGCGACGGCUUCGGGUCGGUUAUGGAAUUCAUGUAUGUGGGCGAAUUCCGGAGAAGAGGAGGCCAGACAAGACAGAGCGAGGCCAAACGCGCCGCAUAUGUCUACGUUCUCGCGGACUACCUCCAGAUGAAGGAGCUACGGGACCAAGCUCUGGCGCGCUUUGGGGAGGAACUUCUGGGUGCACCCGCGCAGUACGAUACUUGGGGCCUUCGAGUGGAGCCGAGCACGUCACGAGUCGCCCUGCGUCCAUCAGUCGUCGUGGAGCUCAAGCGACUCCUGUACGAGAACGCUUUCGACACUGAUGAAGCCACAGAUCUCGAGGUCAGCUCUAUGCAUGCACCGAGCAACGAGACUUCAGAAACCAAGAAACUUGACAAGGACCCGGAGCCGCAAGAGACCGACAGUCAAGAUAUUGUGUCGACAGCAGACGUCCCAACAAGCGCCGUGUAUGACGAUCCCAGGACUCCGGCAAGAAGGGUCUUUGUUGAUUGCAUCGCUGCUGAUCUCGGUAGACUGCUGCAUACUGAGCUCUGCAGGGAGCUGUUCUCUGGUGGUGGCGACUUCGUUCUCGAUAUACUGGCAUUCAAUGCGACGGCGUUGUGA
Molecule: messenger RNA, 855 nt
Organism: Cercospora beticola
Lineage: Eukaryota; Fungi; Ascomycota; Dothideomycetes; Mycosphaerellales; Mycosphaerellaceae
Product: BTB/POZ domain-containing protein
Molecular function (GO): protein binding
Source: RefSeq, a predicted model, not a curated record